AGGCGAAAGACGCAGGAAGCAAGCCGAAAGUCAGCUCGCAGAACUUUCCGCCAAAUUAGCAGAAGUAGACAGAUCAAGGGCAGAAUUGCAGGAGAAGACGAUCAAGCUUCAACAGGAGGUCGAGAACGCUGCUCAACAAUUGGAACAAGCCGAACUCAAAGCCUCUACAGCAAUGAAGAACCAAGCCACGAUAGAGUCUCAAUUCGCUGAAGCUCAAGCGGCGUUAGAGGAGGAGACCAAGCAAAAGCUGUCUCUAAGCUCAAAAUUGAGGCAAAUUGGAGUCGGAGAAGGAGACGCUCCAGGAACAGAUAGAAGAGGAGGAAGAAGCUAAGAAGAACCUUGAGAAACAGAUGGCGGCGAUGACCGCCCAGCUGGCCGAAGCGAAGAAAAAGGCCGAAGACGAAGCAGAACAGGCCGCCAUAUUGGAAGAGAGCAAGAAGAAACUCGCCAAGGAUUUGGAAGCGCUGCAGAGGCAAGUUGAAGACUUGACAGCCGCCAACGAUAAGCUGGAGAGGAGCAAGAAGAAGAUCGCCGCCGAACUCGAGGACGCGAACAUCGAUCUGGAGACUCAACGCCAGAAAGUCUCCGAGCUGGAAAAGAAACAGAAGAACUUCGACAAGAUCCUCGCCGAAGAAAAGGCAGUUAGCGAACAGCUCGGCACCGAAAAGGAAGCGGCCGAAAAGGAAGCCAGGGACAAGGAAACUCUCGUCCUGUCUCUGAAACGCGAACUGGACGAUUCCAACGUGAAAAUCGAAGAGUUGGAGAGGGUCAGGAGACAGUUGCAAUCGGAGUUGGACGAGUUGGUGAAUAACCAGGGUACCGCGGAUAAGAAUGUGCACGAGCUAGAAAAGGCGAAGAGAUCGUUGGAGAGCCAACUUGCAGAGCUGAAGGCUCAGAAUGAAGAGCUGGAAGACGAGCUGCAGCUGACCGAGGACGCCAAGUUGAGGCUGGAGGUUAACAUGCAGGCGUUGAGAGCGCAGUUCGAGAGAGAUAUUCAGGCAAAAGAAGAACAAGCCGAAGAAAAACGAAGAGGUAUAUUGAAGCAACUGCGUGAUUUGGAAGCGGAGCUGGACGAAGAAAGGAAACAAAGAGCCGCAGCUGUCAGCGCUAGAAAGAAGCUGGAGGGGGACAUAAAGGAAUUGGAAAGUCAGACUGAGUUACACAUCAAGGUGAAAGAAGACGCGCUGAAACAGCUGAAAAAGUCGCAGCAACAGUGCAAAGAGGCGGUCAGAGAAGCGGAGGAAUGCCGGGCGUCCAGAGACGAAUUGGCGGCGGGAUGCAAAGAGGCGGAAAGGAAAGCGAAGGCUAUGGAAGCGGAAGUACUUCAACUGGCCGAAGAGGUGGCGGCUGCCGAAAGGGCCAGAAGGGCCGCCGAAGCGGAGAGAGACGAAUUGUUAGAGGAGGUCAAUAGCAGUAAUAGCAAAGGUAGUCUCCUAAUCGAUGAAAAACGGCGGUUAGAAGCACGCAUCGCCACAUUAGAAGAAGAAAUUGAGGAAGAACAAAGCACCAAUGAACUGCUGCAAGAUAGAGCAAGGAAAGCACAGCUCGCUGCUGAGCAGGCUCAGGCAGACCUCGCCGCAGAACGUUCCGCCUUCCAGAAGCAGGAAUCUCAACGGUUGCUGCUAGAAAGACAGAACAAGGAACUUAAGGCAAAACUUGCGGAGCUUGAAACAGCGCAACGUACCAAGACCAAGGCAACGAUUGCAGCUCUCGAAAGCAAGAUUAGCAAUUUGGAGGAACAGCUCGAGGUGGAAGCGAAAGAGCGCCUCGCCGGCCAAAAGACGAACCGAAAACUGGACAAGAAAAUAAAAGAACUGCUGAUGCAGCUGGAGGACGAACGCAGACACGCAGACCAGUACAAAGAGCAAGUGGAGAAGAGCAACACGAGGGUGAAGACGUUGAAGAGGCAGUUAGACGAAGCCGAGGAGGAAAUUGCGAGAGAGAAAGCGCAGAAGAGGAAGGCUCAGAGGGAAUGCGAGGAUAUGCUGGAGAGCCACGAGAGCAUGACGAGGGAGAUCAACAACCUCAAGAGCAAACUCAGCGUUUCUCAGUUAACAACAACCCCUGCGUUUACAACAAACGAGCAGAUUCAGACUAGUCUGCCAGAAACCAUCAGAAAGUUGUGGGGGGUAACGUUCGACAUGAAACGAGGUACCAUGGGCAUUUCCUCCUCCCGGCUGAGCUCGAGCACCAAACGUGGUUCCGUUCAAACCUCAUCGACCACAGGAAGCGGAAACGGAAGUGGAGACGACUCCACCACUCAGGAUGAGGCCAUGGACGGCGACGACGCUCCAAAUUAGACUUCAAAUUGGAAACCAACUCAGUCGCUAUGCAUUUAAUAGACCACGAUGUACUAGACGCCAGCUUGGAAAACUGCUUUCGAAAAUUGAAUGUGGGUCACUCUCGAAGCGGCGCUGGACUCACAGAGUGUAUCGUGCGUAUUUUCUCGCGAAAGAGACUGCGGUGAAUUGUUUCUAUGGAAAUGUCAAAAAUUAAACAUACUUUUCGAUCAAUUUUGAGUUUCACAUGCAAUUUAAGGAUAUAGAGACAACGUUGACCAUAUGAAUUUGACAUUUGGUUUAAAGGUUCAGUAACUUUUCAAGGGUGCAAUUGACUAUAUAUUACGUGGUCUGUUUCCAAGAUUUUGAAGUUUAAAGCUUAAAAUUGUACCCACGAAGAAAUUUGAAGCAACAUUUAUACAUGCAAAAAUAAGGAUUUUUUCGAGUGGCCCACGUUGUUGCAAUUUUAUUAUGAUUCACUACGUACUGCAUUUAAACGUUCUCCUUUAAAAGGAAAAGCGUGAAACGGUUGAGUUACUUUUUUUUCAUUUUGAAACUUUAUAUGUUUGGGUCUAAAUUACAUUUAUUGCAGUAAGAUUAUGUUGUCCUGGUGUUUAAGCGAAAGCUUUGAGGUCUGCUCACAAUGUCGUAUCGAGCCCCUGCAUUCAGGCUUCUGCGUGCGAGGCUGCUUUGGUGUGAAAAAAACGUCUCCUGAAAAUUGAGGUCCCGUUUUUAAUGUGUACUCGCUCUAGCAUACGUGAUUCUAUGUCUAUCUGUCUCAUAUACAGGGUUGGCCAUAGUAAAAUUCACUUUUGAAAACAAUGUAAAUAAAAGAGUUUGCUAUUUUUUAUGAUAUAAAGGAGGCAAUUUAUGUUUUGAAAAUGAUAUCAAUUUGGUUUCCAGAUGUUCGAAACGGCACCUCAAACGUCCCUUUUUUUAGAUAUCUUUUCAAUUUCCUAUUUGCAACAGUAUUUUGUCAAAAAAUGCAUUUUUCAAUCGGAACUUGUUAACAAAUAUAAGUACAGCUCUGAAAUUGUGUGUGAAUAUUCCUCUUUUAUGCAAGAAUGAAACGAGUGAUUACUAUUGUUCUUAUCACUUUUCCUUUUCAAAAAAUCUUUGAUUUUCUUGAAGCAAAAAGAGCAAAAGUAAUCACUCGUUUCAUUCUUGCAUAAAAUAGGAAUAUUCACAUACAAUUUCAGAGCUGUACUUAUAUUUGCUAACACGUUCCGAUAGCAGAAACAAUGCACAAAGAAUGCAUUUUUUGACAAAAAAUUGAAAACAUUGUUUUUUAGCCUUCUCUAUACAGGCCAUGAAAUUAUCAGAAUUUAGAAGAUUGCUGCAAACAGAAAGUUGAAAAAAUCUAAAAAAGGGACGUACCACCUUAAGCACUAAUUGCUAUCAUAUUUUGGAUGGAACUUGAGGAAAAGAACCUCAUUUCCCAUCUUUCACCUCCAAAAUUUAUCGAUCAUAUUUACCUACAUUUGGAAUGCCUCAAUCCAAACGCGUAUGUCACCAUCAAAAUCACUCUAAAUUAUGACACGAUUCUAGUACGAUACGCUAAAAUGAACAGGCCUUAAUUUUUUUAUACAGGGUGCUUCGUGCUUGAAUGAGCAUAGUAAAUUAUACCGAGACCUUUUUUAUCAGACAAUAAAAAUGUUCUACGUUCAGUUUUUAAGGAUAAACAGGGUGGAACUUUUUUAUGUUCAGAUAUGUUUUUCACUGUGCCAAUUCGAGUACGAAACGCUCUGUAUACGUGCUGAAAUUUAUUUUUGGACUAAAUUCAAUAUGUGCCUUUGAUAUAAAUUUUCUUGAUUUUCGAUUGACUGGACGAAGGUGGUAAUAAUUUAAUUCUUAUCGCAUCUGAACGACUGGUUUGGUAUCUGUAUAUGAAAAAUAUGCUUAUUUGUAUAUUUUAUAUAGUACUUAGAGGACGCCACUGUCCGCAUUUAAUAUAUAUACACACUCGCUUUGUUUUGUUAUAUAACGUCGAGAGCAGCAUUUACCUACUUUACUUUUUUUUAUUCUUUAUUUUCGCAUUUUAUUUAUAUACACACAUGAAUUUGUAGUACGUUGAUUUUCAUUUACCCUCGGUACUUUUAUUACAUUAAUUAAGUGAUAAACUUAUGUAUAAUUUAUUUAGUAUCACUUCUUUUUUCCUAAUCGAGUUCGCCAUAUGAUCGGUCAGAUUGUUUUCAAAUAAAUUUUUUUUGUUGCAUUUCUGAUCGAUGAUUCAGCGGAAAUCGUGCUAAUCGGGUACAUAUAACUUUUAUACUAAGCAACGCUAUUAAAAAAUAAAAUGAACUAGCUGUAGCUAUUAACCUUUUGAUACAUAUUUUGUAGAAAUAUAUAUUUUGUAAAAAUCAACUAUAUUUUAGUCUGAAACCGUUUUUGAUAUGCACGUUUUUGUAUUAUAAAGACAAUUUCCUGCAUCUUGUAAAUAUUCUAAUUUGUAUCAGGGUUAGGGGUUCAUCAUACUUAACUGAUGAAUAAAAUUUUAUAAAACCCA
Molecule: messenger RNA, 4785 nt
Organism: Acanthoscelides obtectus
Lineage: Eukaryota; Metazoa; Arthropoda; Insecta; Coleoptera; Chrysomelidae
Source: the annotation of a GenBank genome assembly